UCCAUCGCCAUCCCGAGGCGGCUCGCCCGCCCCAAGUACAAGCGCGUGCCGAUCGAGAAGGCGCUCUUCAUGAACGAGGACUUGAAGGACGUCCCGAUCGAGUACAUCCAGGAUGAGUUGGCGCGUAACGGGGACAAGUUGCUCAGCGUUCUCGAGCACGUCGAGGUUACCCCUCCCCUCCCCACUUCCAUCCCCGAGGAGAUCACCGUCGACGUCAGCGACGCCUCCGCCGACCUCCCCACCCACAUGCUCGCCGUCUACAAGAAGGACCUCCCCGAGGGCCAGCGCAACAUUAUCACCAUGCUCGCCGCGCACCAGUGCAUCUGGGACACCAACUGCGCCCACCUUCCGUCCCUCCCGCCCUCCACGCCCACUGUUUCCGCGAUUCCGACGCCGGAGGCGCCCGCCCGUAUCACCGUCCCCGUCGUCCCGCUUGGCCUCCCGAGCCCGGAGCACUUCCGCGAGCUCAUGUGCUACAUGUACACCAAGCGCGCCGACGAGCUUCUCUCCGAGCUCCUCCCUGCACCACCACCGAGCGCAACGCAGGGCCAGGACGCGAUGGACCGCUACGCGCGCAGCCUCGCCCGCGAAUAUGAGCGCGCCGACCUUCUCAAGCGCAUGUCGCGCGUGCAGGGUGUCUGGCGCAACGCCUGCGCGUUGGGCGUGUUCGACGACGGGCUGUGGGGCAUGCUCGACCUCGCCUGGGACGUGUACGGCAAGGCCGUCAUGACCGACGUUCCCGACAAAGCGACGCCUGUCUGGGAGCCUUCGCUGCAGUCGGUCUCGUUCCGGUGA
Messenger RNA from Fomitopsis serialis, 795 nucleotides. RefSeq lists its product as uncharacterized. NCBI's taxonomy places the organism in Eukaryota, Fungi, Basidiomycota, Agaricomycetes, Polyporales, Fomitopsidaceae. The transcript has 2 exons. The annotation marks the transcript as partial. Gene Ontology annotation, biological process: translation. The record is from RefSeq and is a predicted model, not a curated record.